Molecule: messenger RNA, 24468 nt
Organism: Xyrichtys novacula (pearly razorfish)
Lineage: Eukaryota; Metazoa; Chordata; Actinopteri; Labriformes; Labridae
Source: the annotation of a GenBank genome assembly
GGAAGUGCUUAGUGUCUGGAGUAGGCGGGUGUGUGUAACAUCAGGUGACUAGCAACAUCUCUGGCAGCCGUCACAACACCGCCGUGUGCUGCCCCCGCUGACAGGUAGUUAGCAGUCCCGGGACGAAGCUCUGUUGGACCGGCGGGCUGGGUUAUGUUUCCCGGAGCAAGGACCGUUGACGGAGGUUUGUGCAACAGCAACCCAUGGCGGCAGAAAUUCAGCCCCAACCGCAGGCUCGGAAGCCAUGUCUGCUGAGCAAGAUCGAGGCUUUCCAAGAUGUUGUUAGCACGGCGGUUAUCAUCCCAAAGGAGGACGGUGUUAUCAGCGUGUCUGAGGACAGGUAAGCCAGUAGACUGCGAAUAAGCUCCUGAAUAACCGACAUUACAACUCUGUCUCCUUUCUUGUAUUCCGUACAGAGUUGUCCCCGGUCAUGUAUGUUAUUGGUCGGGCUCAUAUUUCGUUUAAUGAUUUCAUGGUUCAUGAUUAUAGCAGAAAUAUUGUUACAUUUCCAUAGCCCGGUCAGCUGACACAGCCAUUUGCUUUAUAUGCUUGUUGGCUCUUUUUAAAUUUGUCCUGCAAAUGAUCGUUUGAAUCAGCGUUAAUGGAUAAAAAAGAGGAUAGAAUGGUGAGGAAACUUACGAUACCAUACGUAGAAUAACGAUAUUAUCGCGAUACAGCUAUUAAUUUAGAAAAUGCGAUACAGCCUUUUAAUUAGGGCUGGGACGAUAUGCUUUUCUCCCGAUUCGAUUCUUCUACGAUUUUUUGGAUGCCAAUUCGAUUCAAAUUGGGAUUCUACAAUAUUGUCGAUUUUCUCGAUAUUUAGUUCGCAUUUUUAACACCAGUGAAGCAGUUGAAUGAUUAUGAUUGUCUACUGACUAUUCCAGGAACCAUAAUUUCCCCCCCAAAGUACAUACCACAUGUAAGUCAGUUUUUAAGAUUAAUUCUUAAUUUUGAAAAAAAAAAAGUAUUUUUGAACAUAAAAAAUAUCGAAAAAUUAUAAAACAAAAAAUCGCGAUACUUAUAUGAAUCGAUUUUUCCUCCCACCCCUACUUUUAAUGAUACACAAAUUCUGAUUAACUAAAAAAUACAAAACACAAAUAAAAUGAAGUCCAAAGUGCCCCUUUGAGGAGUGGUGAAAUAGUGAAGUAUGUGCUGUAUUGUUUUCACUCAUAAAUAUUGAAUUUGUUUUAAAUGAAAUAAUGAUUGUAGAGCAUGAGUCAGCAUUAUGAUGUUACUGUAUGGAAAUUUUGUUCCACUCUAAGUGCACACUUUGAAUGUGGUUUGCAAGGCAGCAACCAAUUAUAAACAAAUUCAGGAAAACACAAUGUGGCCAUGGAUAUAUUCGUACAAAUGCACCAGGGGUCAGUAAACAUUAUAUUUUUAUGACACCAUGUUGUUUCUUAGGCUUGGGAUCAGGACCCAAGAUUUGGCCACACUAAAUAAAAUCUAAAUACUUUUACACACUACAAAAACUUCCCCUACACUUUCCUAGUUAAUGAAUUGCCUUUGGCUGUGUGUAUAUCUGUCUCUUUGCAGUCGUUAUGUGUAUAUUGUUCAGUCUGUUGACAUAUGUGCAAAUGCUGGAGGGUGGGUUAGUGGUUCUGUAUGUUUGAAGGUCGUAUUUCUUGUAAUGCUUGAAGAGUCCCCUGUUAACGUGCCCUUUAUAUGUCAAAUUAUAUAUUUUACAAAUGUUGUCACCAAGCUUUAUGAUCCACAGACCUUAUCAUGUAUACUUCAUCAGCUUCUUAACUAGAUAGAUGAUAAAUAUUGACAAAGGAAACUAUAAUGAUGGUAGACCAUUUAUCUUACAACUGACAUGCUGACAUACAAGGUUCAACACAGAAGUAGGGUAUUUAAAAUUUGGAUCUGAGGACUAUAACACUUAAAGAGUGGAAAUAUUACUAAGAUUUGUGAUUUUGUUUGACUUGGAAAAAAUAAAAACUUGCAUGAAUAAAUGUAGUUAUUCAUACACUCAUAUUGAUGAGACUAAACUUCUGUCAAAGUGUCGUCCAAGUUCAUUGACCUUUGAGUUUAUAGAAACUUCUCACGGAUUGAGUGAAAAGCUCUGUGUGCUAUACACUUGAAACUUAACAGAGGUCAAUAAAAUAUCUCUUUGUACUAAACCUCACCCCUAAAUUAUACAGGAAGUGGGUCCUCGGACUGAGGAAAUGCUCUUGAGUAUUAGUCAUUGAGCAGAGAUAAGAGCCCCACAUCAUGGAGGGGAUUGUCAGUGACCUCGAGUGUUUCAUAUUCUUGUCAACUCAAAUAAAUGUAGCAUUUUUCCAAACCGGAAAAAAUCCAAAGAGGAAACUGGAAACUGUUGGAGUUAAUUGAACAUCAAUAAGCUAUUGAAUUUAAUCAGCUUAAAUUGCACAUCAUCUUGUAUUCUCUCUGCAUCAACAGAGAAAGGAUUUCACAACAGGUUAUUCUCCCUUUGGUAACACAGGGGCAAAUUUCUUAGUGCUGGUUGAAUGUAUAAAUGAGCAAUGUUAUGUCUUUCCCAGGUUUAAAGGCUACUUUGGAUUACACAGUGAUAAUCUGCAGGUUUGGUGUGUGUGCAGUGUUGCUCUUGAUUUGGCGCUUAAGGUCAAAUCUUAACAGUAAACUUCUGAGAGCCUGCGGUGGCAACUGAAAGAACGAGGUCCGCCAAUUUCAGAUUAUCUUCAUCAUUAGUUAGAAAUCUUUGUUUAGGGCACUUUGGUAGUGAUGCCUUUGGGCAAAAUCUCAUAUCUUUUUCUGGAAUGAAGACUGCAUUUUUCAUGAGCACCCCCACCCCCACUGGCAUAAACACUAAAUCCUGUCCAAAUCCUGUCAUUUAGCUCUUUCAACUAGCAAAGCCCUGGUUGAAGAGUUUCUCUGCCUAACAAUACCUCAAUGGGAAACCUAUUUCUUGUUGCCAAUCCUGUAUCAACCUUGAGUACAAAAUGUGUGAAAAGACAUAAAAAAACCUCCUUGUUCUUGCUAAUUUACUUCUCUCUGCCAAAGUUUACAAGCACGGUCCUAAACCUGAACACUUACUGGUGAGUGCUGUAUUUAUCACUGCUUUUUUUUAAGAUAGCAAAUCUAACUGGAACACACCAGUAGGCACUAAAAUUCAGUGUAAAAAUAACCAAAUAGUCACUGGUCAUUGUAGGUCAUUCUUACUGUGAGGUUAUUUCAAAAUAAGUUGUAAACUCCCAACAGUGCCUUUAAACUAAUGUUUUAUUCAUCAUGAAUUCAACACAUCAAGAAUUGAGAGUUACACCUCAAACUUGGUACCUGUGCCUCUUUGGUUGAUAUUAUCAGGCUGUUAUUGUCAAUCACAACAGUAUCAGAUUUAGCGUGAGUGUUUUCCAAAAUUUGCUCAUAUAGAAAUUGGUUUUAUAGAUCUUCAGAGUACUCAUACAGAGCCAUGUCGGUGUUAAAUUGCUGUGUAGUCCACCUUUCAAAAUAAUUUCUCUGUAAUCUGUGAUUUCUUUUUUCUCUUUUAAAAUCAGUGUCAGUCUUUAACAAUCAGUUUCUCUCAGGCUUCAGUUCAGACACUGUGAGGAGGACUUUUGAAAAGCACUCAAAGGUUAUGGUUUGUUUAAUCCUGCAGGACGAUUCGAGUAUGGCUGAAGAGAGACAGUGGUCAGUACUGGCCCAGUGUCUACCACACAAUGGCAUGUAAGUAUUUCUUUUAAAGAUGACACAAAUUUUCAGCUGUUAUUUUAGUCCUUCCUUCAAAGCAAGUGAGUGAUUAAAUUAGCCAAAUGAUUUUUAGUUCAAAAGUCUUGAAUGUACAGUAUAUAAAUCUGUGUUACAGUAGUCAGCAGAGUUGUGCAGAUAACGUCCUUUUUUUGGGACGGACAUGUCAUGAAUUCCUGUUUUUGGUUCACCCUUCCUCUGCGCUUGUUUUUGUCUGAGUUGGCUUCUUUCACAUCAGGAUGAACAUUAUGAAUCACACAGACUCCACCUCUCUAAAAAUGACACGAAGAAUUUGUUAAAUUGCUCCUGAAUUUGCAGCAACAUGUUGUCCUGUGGGAUCAUUCACUCUCAUUUCUUACAUCGCAUUCGUGAACCGCUCUCAGAGACAGAUCGUGCCGCUCUGAGACGAGGAGGGAGGGGGUGCAGGCUGUCCAAGUAGUGCCGGUCUCUUCAACAGUACUGCAGGGCUCUACAUCUGUGACACUGUCUGUCCUUGUUUCCCUUCGGUUGAGCAACUGAAGGAAAUCCCUCGCUACCAUCAGCAAGAUCUGUGGUUUGCAAUAUCAGCACGAGAGGAUGCAGAUGUUAAACAUUUCAGUUCGUUGAUAGAAAAACUGGAAACUGAGGAAGAGAUAACAAACCAGCCACUGUUUUCAGAUUUAAAGAUAAAGUAGGUGAAAUUUAAGCAAUUUUUACAGACAAACUGGCUGAAAAUUGGGUGGAGAUUGAAUGCUGUUUAGGUGUUUUAUAUUUACAUUGUUUUUCAUACAGUAUGGCUGGGUUGCAAAACAAAUUGAACUUUAAUCACAAUUUUCGCUUUCUCACAAUCAAAAUAAACAUGAUAGAUCGUAGGAAACUUCACAGGGAAGAGAUUACUGAUUACUGAGACGCCCUUUUACCUCCUUUUCCCCAUCUACCUGUCUGUGCUUGCUUUAUUGAUUAUAAUUCCUUGCAGUGCAUUCUGUGAUUGUACAAAUAAGUCAACUCGUGUUUUCACUAGCUUCUCUAUUAGGACAACAGGUGACAAAGGGUAUUUAAUGAUCCAAAACUCAAGUUGCAGAGAAAUAUCUGCAGCAGAGCAGCCAGAGAGCAGGAGGAUCAGAUGUUGUGCGUUAGUAAAGCAGAGAGACAAAGUCCUAAAGAGUGAAGCUGCAGUAUUUACAAGAAUUAAAGCACUAACCCUUGCCAGGCUAAACAUUUACUUUACCUAUUCCUGGUAGUCUCGUUUGCUGGUGGAUAUCAUGAGAAAGUAUCGAUAUGAAAGAAAAGCUGUAAUGCUCAUGUCUGUCAUAUUUGACCCAAUGUUUGGGGCAGAGGUUUUGUCCCAGUCUGGCCCCGUCAGUAACUGAGAUGUAGUUAUUUAUGUUUUUAAAUCAAACUAUAUAAGUAGAAAAAGCACUUAAGUCAAGAUUUCAUCACGAUAAGUAAUGGUUAGUUAGUUAAAGUGUGUUUUCUGAGCUGCCACAUCGCAUAUUUGCUCUGUCAGAGGAGGUCGGUUCACAGGGACUUUGUUCCCACAUUUAUUCUGCCUCUUAAAGCUCAGCCACUACAUUCAGGAUAUUGCACCAUCGCACAGUUAUCCAUGGUGGGUAAAUGUUCAACAGACAUGUUUGAAUUAUUUGAAGUAUUUUUAUUCUGGGGUUGUUUGCACUACAUUUCAUCAGGCAGAGUUCAACAGAAAGGAAAGCUCUUAAAAUAGUCUCACACUGACUGUGCCCUUAACAAAUGACCAUAAUAGGCAGUUUUUAGAUAAAUUACAAACAAAUGUGUGAUUUAUUUUGAGUACUAUGAUCUCACGGUGGAUUGUUGUUUUUGUUGUUGUACAUUUGGAUUAUUUAUUCAUCCUCAAUUUUACUCAAAUAUCAAAACUGCAAAGAAGAAAAGAGAAAAACACAAGAGCCCAUUAGCAGAAUUAAUCACCUUUUUAAUGAAAUACUGUUGGAGAAAACAAGGCGAUCAAAGGAAGCUCUUAAAAUGCAAAAUAAAACAGCACAAAGGCUGAGUGUCAACAAAACAAAACAUCCUCUGCUUGAGAGACUAAAAUCCAGGAGUAAAAGUGUUUGUGCACCUCUCAAUUAACCAACAGGAGGUCGAAAUAAUAACAAAACUAGCAAUGUGUGACUUGUGUGAAGGUGUGGGUGUUAAAACUGUUGUUGAAAUCUGCCGAUCAGCUCGAGGGUCACAGGAGAGCUGGAACCAAGGUCUAGAUCAGAUCAGAUCAGAUCAGACAUGAGAUGAAUGUAAAGCUGAGGGAUGCUCUUUAAAUCACAGCAAACUCACGGAGCAGGUAGAGCAGACCCAGACACAUAAAUCCAGCUGAUAUUAUCUGAUGUCGUUAGGUUGUAUUUGUAAGCAAAGGCUGUUAGAGUUAUGUUCGAGGUUUAGAGAUAGUGUCUCAUUUUUAUAGUUUGACAGUCGGAGACCACUGAUGAUGAUACAAACAUAAUAUCUGAAUCUGAAAUAAACUAAGAACCUUUUUAUUACCACCAAACUGGCGCUGUUUAAUCUGAGGGGAGCUGAUAGCUAGCUUGAGCUUCAUCAUCAGACCUCCUUCCAGUGGUGUUAUAACUCUGAGAUAUGUGAUACAGCAGUAUCUGUGAAAUUACCAUACAAUACUGUUUGGUAAAAAGGAAUUAAGCCUGAGAGGUUCCCUGUGUAAUAACAAAACCAACAUUUGUAUGCAGAGUGUUCACUAUUUGUCUCCUUUGUUUUGUGUUUCUCCAGCUCAGUGCACCUGUAUGUCCUUUAACCCGGAGACCAGGAGGCUGUCUGUGGGCAUGGACACCGGCAGUAUCUGUGUAAGUCCAUCCACCAACCUGCUCCCCCUCCAAACUCAACCCACUGCCCUUUCUUAUCUUCUUCUCUCUCUCUCUGUUUUCUCUUUUGCUGCUUCAGUUGUUGAUCAUCUGAUGUCCACAUGUCAUUCCAGUUGGUUGUGUUUUUGUCUGUAGGCUAACAGAAACGUCUUGUGAUAUUUUUCAUCGUUUCUUUAAGUGCGGCGCUGCUCAAAUUGUAUGUAUACUUGUCUGCACGUUAGCUGAUCUCCAGUCCAUGACGAGAAUGUUUACAACUAGUUUGUUUAGUCAGUUGAAAUGAGGGCUUUGUUUGGUCACUGUGAGCUGUCACAUAAGCUCCUUUCACACAUGAACUCCUGACAUUUUCAGGAACUUUCCAUUCACACGUGCACCUCACAGCAUGAGAUUUCCUCAGAAACACUCUGUUUGGUGAAGAGGGUGGUUUACAGUUUCUGUUUUAUCUUCUCCGUCACACAUUAGUUCACCCUGGCUCUUUGCAGACUUUGGCACUGUCAGGUAAAAGUCCAGAAAUUUCCCAGAAGAAGCCAGAGUGAAAAUUUGAUCCAUUUUGCAUCUACACAGGGAUGCAUGCGUGUCUUUUCUCUGUAAGUCGUAUCGAGAAUGCUUCCCUCUCUCCCUCUCCUUAAGAGGAAAAUUAUACUCUGAUUAUUAUUAUUUAUAUCUAUAUUAUUAUUUAUAUAGCUAAUCAGAUCGUGCUCCUCUCCCUGCUCUCCUCUCUCCACCUGUGGCCGCAUGGUAGCUUCCACUACUUCAGCACAUGUUGAAGAUACACAAUUGAUUCUUUGACUUUAAACUUAGAGCUGUGUGAUGGGAGAAGCAGAACAGUGGUGGAGAUUCAAUCAUUUAAAAAGGGAACAUUGCUUUCAGACUCAUUCAGACUCAUGCUCAGGCUUAUGUUGAUGAAGUCUGAGCAUUACAGCAGCAGGUUAUAACUUGUUAUUUGAAAUGUUUAAUUGUUCGGCUGGCAGCUGAAGCAAGCGGAGAGUCCUGCUAGAUGGGUCUAUAAUGUUUGACACAGAACAGAGUGGAUUUAUUUAUUUAUUUAUUUUCUACUGUGGAAGUGUAGUUGAAAUCUUGUUUGCUUGGGAACAAGUUGACCCAGCACAAAAUCCGACAGUCCUUUGACGGCACAUUUAGUCGACGUUUGGGUUUAAAAGAACCCUCAAACUUCUCAAACUUGGAGUUCUUCAGGGUGAUUCGAUGGAGGGUGGUGGUUCACGCACUGUUAGUCACACCACGCUGUUCUGCUUUUCUCUGGCUCGCAGUUUUAUCUCACUAAACGGAUUUGCAUUGACAUUUUUAGAGAGUGAUAACAGAAAGUACUUUUAACUGCAAGAGGGAAGCUUCAAAUACAAUCACAUUUAUUAGCACAGAUACUCAUGAGGACUGUGAAAUGUUCCAGCACCAACCUGUAUCGACUUCAACAUAAACUCUGCUGUAUUAUAAUUGGUCACUUAUUGAUCUGAUUCAGUGUAACCACUAAUGUUCAUUUCCUCUCUUUCAGGAGUUCACCCUGUCUGAAGACUACAACAAGAUGACCCCUGCAAACACUUACCAGGGUGAGACAGGAAGUCCGCCUGUGUGUAUAUGUGUGUUUCAGUGUGUGUGUGUGUUGGUGUGAGUCAGUUAAUGCAUCACGUGACUAAGUGGAGGAGAACCAAAGAAGAUACAGUUGAGGGUUUGUUUAGAGACGUUUAGAAAAAGUGCUCAAAACAAAACUUUUUGUAAAAACUGAAAUCAGUUCUUUUGUCUCCUGAUUGAAAAUUGAUCUGUUUUUGCAUCAAAUUAACAAAAAGCUGAGACAAAAAUGUUGAUCAGCUGAUGGAGCAGUCAGAAACAAAGGUUAUAAACAAGACUAAUCUCCCUGAAUAUUUGUGGUUUUCCCAGUUAAUCCAAAAAUAUGAAACGUGCUUUUUUUGGAAGCUUUUUACCUCAUCUUUGAGUGAUUUAGAUGUGAUCAGGGACAAAACUUUAGAUAAAUCACUGUCAAUUUUGUUAAAAAAAAAGCAUUUGUCAGGUACACAUUUUUUCCAUAACAAAGACAAGACAAUGACAAGUUGCGUAACAUCAGUGAUUACAAAAACAAAAACUAUUUGAGGUGGACUGUCAGACAUUUAAGAAUAAAAAUGAAUAUUGAAAAACAAAAACUCACAUAAACCGUGUAUUUUCUAGUAUAAACUUUGCAUGUUUAAUCUUUCUGUAGAGUUAAGUGUGUCUGUCUUCUGAUGGGACACACGUGCUCAGCAUUAGAAAGUCUGUAAGAAUUUAUCUUUGGCAGGAUUUAUUGAAAAGGCAGAAUUACAUGUUAAAGACUCAAAAGAAAACAAAAAUCAGUGCUGCUCAAAAAUGUGCCACGGCCUCAUUGUAGCAGAGGAGCCGUCCUGUGUCUAAAAACUCACCAAUUAACCUCCACUCUUCAUUACAUGUUAGUAAGUCAUGGAUUAUGUAUGCACAAAACAUCACGUCCAUGCUCUGGAUGUUUUUCAGUUAGUGCAGCUACGUAAUACGGUAGAACUUGUUGGAAAAAAAAUCAACUUUAUUGCCCCUGUUUCUAGUUAUUUUUCUUGGGUGAAUUUAAGUGUUGUUUUUUUUGGCAGUUACUGACCAGGAAAAGUUCAGCGGCUUAGCUCGUCUUUGAUCUUUGAUACCACAUGCUGAGAUUCUGAAAUUCUUGUGAAUUUCUGCAGCAUGUUUUAUUUAUUACCAUCUAUUUAUUAUCGCCCGGGCCUGAGAGCUGUCUGAUGAUGAAGUCUGCUCCGCUUGCUUUAUUUGAAGCUUGAAAAACUCUGCAGCCCGAGGAAUGUUUGUUCUCUUGUUGAGUUCAUUAUACAUUUAUUUUAUUCUGCAAAACUACCCGAGAAAUAACCGGAUCAAUCUCCACAUGUCUCGUCUGCAGCCUCGACUACACAAAGUUUUAUUUUGUAGAAAAGCACAUUAAAGUCUUUGACUGUGUCACGUUGCAACAGGAGAACUCACAGUCUACACCUGUAUCUUGAACAUUUCUCUUCUUAUGUUGACCGGAGCUAUUGCUAACAGCCUCAGACGGUGUAUUUUUAAGCACGAUGAUGUAUAAGCCGUUCUAACAUAAAAUCAGUAAGUAGGGGUAGGAGCCGUAUGUUUGCAGCAAAAAGCCAAGACUUUAAUCUUUCCCAUCAUCAUGUUGUAAAUUUGUUGAUGAGAUCAGCAGCUGCUGUAAAGGCUCGGUUUAAUGGGUUCAAAAGAGUGAAAGCGCCCUUGAAGAAGACAUGGGGUCAGCGUGAAAGGAAAAACGUUGUAUUUUAAGUGUUAAACACAGAGUAAUAACUUUCCCAUUUUAUGUUCAGUAAUUGUGUCAUUACCUUACAUUAAGUGCAGUGUAAAACUUGUCCAAGCAGGGAAAGAAGCUAACUAAAUGAGGUUUAAGCUGGUAAAAUGAUUGAUUGAUUUGAAAGAUAAUAAACUUUUUAAAAGAAAUAGUUUCAGACCAAUUGAAAUAUCAAAAAUGUGUUUUAGAGCACCAUUUCUAACACAGACUCAAAGAAGAUGGUGAUACUGCAUGAUUAUUCCUCACUGCAGCACCGUCUACUUUCUUCAAAAUAGGGUUUAAAAUGCACAUUUCUUUGUUAUUUGAGCACACGGAAUAUGUGUCCCGAAGAAACCAAAGGAAAUAGCCUAACCAUGAUUUCUAGUUAGUCCUCUGCACUGAGAUUGAAGUGUGAAAAUGGAUCUCAUAUGCUGUAAUGAUGUGUUUUUUUUGUGUGUGUGUGUGUGUCUGUGUGUGCCCACAGCUCACCAGGGCAGAGUGACUGUGGUGCUGUUUGUGUUGGAGAUGGAGUGGCUCCUGAGCACCGGCCAGGACAAAAACUUCACCUGGCACUGCUCAGAGAGCGGGCAGCAGCUGGGGACGUAUCGCACCGCCGCCUGGGUCUCAGGACUCCAGUAUCCUUUAAUGCCCUCUUCUCCUCACCCUCCUGCUCCAUUUGUUGUCUUGAUUUGUCGGCUACUUGGCCUCUGCGGAGGGCUCAGUGAACCCGACAGUUAAGCUUUCUGCUAAAUGGAGUGGAGUGGACGUAGCUGAGUGUCGAGCCAUCUUUGGUUCUCUGGACUGUGAAAAAUCUCUGCCUUUUAUUAUGACAACAUAGUCUAUUUUAAGGCCGCAGCAACACAAGACAGAGCAAUUGAGAUUAGCUCCAGUUAGUUUGUUCUAAUGGAAAAGGGCUAACAAUAGGCAUCAGUCAUGCUGUUGUCAAGGAAACGGUCUGAGGAGGUUUCUGUAACGGCCACAUGAAAGGCUGUGAGUGCUCGGCAGCGACACUGAUCCAUACCAAUGAGCUGCCAUGAGGUCUUUACACCGCUGCUAUCUGGCUAGCCUCGACAUGCUAACCUGUCCGACUGGCACAGCAAGACGAAUCAGUGAGAGAGGAGGAGACGCCGAGCUGUGACCUCUUGUGGUUUUGUUUGGAGUGACCCUAGCUGUGAUAACAAGGGCUGUGUCUGUACCUGCUCAGUCCCCACUGAAUGAAGUCUAGUGAGUUUUUUUCUUUUGGUGUUAGCAGGUGGAAAAGAGAAUAAAAGGAUGUGUUUUAGAUUUCUUGUUUGAGGUUGUUUCAGCUGUGCUUUAGUGACUGUAAUUUAACUGCAGAGCUUAAUUUCAAUUGAGGCUGCAGAUGUGCACAAAUUAACUACAGCAAGUUUGAAUGAAUAAAAUCAUCUGUAAAGUAAUGUCGGAUCCAGUAAACAAAUUUGUUCUGCCAUCUUUGCACAGUCAUGACUGCAGCCCAGACAGUAGACAUGAAACAUUAGACAGCUGCUGGUGAAGGUAUUCUUCUUCUCAGAUGAUCCUGAAUUUAUUCAGAUUUAACAAACUGCGUGACAACAGCCUGAUUGUAUGAAGAAGAAACAGCAAAAAUGUGACAAACUGCUGCAUAUUUGUGAUGAAAUACUGUGUUAAAAAAAAACAUUAUUCUUCUUACUAACUAGCUUAACCAUCCCAGCAAUUACAUUUUCUACGGAUGUACAUCAACCACGUGUUACUUUUUUUAUGAUUACAUCCUGAGGGUCCUCAAAAAAUGUAACAACAGAUAGAUAAAAUAUAAGGCUUUAAAAUUUCUCAACAGUCACUUUUUCUCUGGUGGAUGUCUUAAAUUUCAGAUCGCACUUUUAGUUUUUAAAUUUAAACUCCCUAGUUGAUAUUAUAAAUGAUUUUUUUAAAUCCUUUUUGUUGAUUCCCUCGUUCAUGUGACUACUUCUCUGAGGUGACAGGUUAAUUUCAGUCUUAACAGUCCACUCUCAGUGGAUGUUAGGCUUUUAUUUUGAAAGCGAAGAGCAACAUGACCUUCCUGCAUCAUUAGCCAUGGACACUUAGACAACUUUCUUUACUUUUGCGAAAGUACAGAAGAAGAAUAAUAUGUGAUGUGUGACUCAAGUUAGCAGGGUUUCUGCUGGGUCUUAAAAAGUCUUAAAACGUCUAAAUUCCAGUAAUUUAAAUUUAAGGCCUUAAAGUGUCUAAAAUUCUCUGAAAACCUUAUAAAAUGUCUUUGCCAGUAUGGAUGUAAAAUUGAUCUUAAAUUGUGUUCAUUAUUGUCUUAAAAAGUCUUAAAUUUGACUUGUUGAAACCUGCAGAAACCCUGAGUUGGAUCAUCUGCAGCCAGAGUAAACCUGAAGACUUCAUGGCGGAGAAACACAAGUCGACACAGCAGAUGAUAAAACUUCCCUGCUGUGAAACUGAUAAAAAUCACAUUAAAACUUACCACUGACCGUCACUUUUUAACAUGCAUACUUAGAUAGUUUUCUCACUUGCUUUUUAGAGGGAAUCUUGAACGAUAUAACAACAUGUGAUUGGCACAGAAACAAGGGAAGCUUGUAACAAAAGCAUUUCAAAUGUAGAUGGAUGCGCUAGCUGUCAGCAAAGAUGAAUUUGCAUGACUCCUGUCCGACUUCGCUUUUAAUCAGGGGAACCCGCAUUAUAAAACGGUAGCGUGAUUACACUCAGGGCAUGAUGUUUCUGAGUGUUUAUUUGUCAUCACUAAUCCAGGAGCUGGAUGGAGUCUGCCAGCUCACUGCACUUCUGGUUUCUAUUGGCACUGCUGCUUGAAUAUAAAGGCAUAAAAUCUUGAUGGGACUGUUUGAAUCCAAAAGCAGAUAAAACCCGUCACGCUCCACGGUCCUCUGCAUUUGUCUAAAAACUCUGGUGUUAGAUUUCUUAUUUGUAUUUUGUAAAAAACAGAUGAGAGGAAAUCCGCAGAUCUACAUGCUUGUUAUUGGAAAUAUUAUUUGAAUGAAAAGCUCAAAAGCAGAACAGAUGGUAUCAUCUUAGUUUUCCUGAGAGAAAACUGAAUCAGAAACUUCAUAGAUGCCGUCUUUACAUUGAUUAUGUGUCUGUUUUAAGGCGGUGGAUUUAUGCUGUUUGGUAUAAUCAGGUCAGUCCUUAUGCUGUUGCUGCUUUCCUUUUCUACUCAGCGGACAGCGGUGAUUGUGGUCUGUAGUGACUGAACCAGGUCAGCGGAGGACUCUGACUAAAAGAGCUCAGAGUCAUUCGCUGACAUUGUACCGCAGUGCAGGACAAACAGUCAUCUGGUCGUUUGUUUGUGUUUUUAUUUUCAAGAUUGAUUUUCUUCCAGUUUGGCCUUAAUCACGUCUCAGAUUCGAUGUCGAGACCCGACACGCCUUCGUAGGGGACCAGUCAGGUCAGGUGACCAUCUUGAAGCUGGAGCAGGACAACUGUAGCCUGGUUACUACCUUUAAGGGACACACUGGUACGCCACACACACAAACACACACACACAUACACAUGCACACACAUUAAGCUCUGCCUCACCUCCUCCCAUUUCUUGUCCUUGUAUCAGAUUUUUGAUGAUAUUCUUCAGAGGCACAUUUUAUAAGGACACUCAGAAAACAACCUGUGUGAUAUAAUCUUUCUCUUGACGUUAAACUGUCAGAACAGCUGAUCUCCUGUUUGCAAUGAUAUCUCACCAAAGUGAGAUAGUGUGAGAGGAGACACAUAAUCAUAAUCCCUAAAAGAUCGGUAUAAGAAGGUUAAUAUUCAACAUGAGAUGUCCAUGAGGUGUGAUGUACCUAAAGGCCCCCCGCCAGGCGACAAGAGACCGUCUAAAUCCCAAAUGGAUGUAAAUCUUAUGCAAAGAGGGAAAAAGAAAAAAUGUUAAAUUGUUCGUGGAUUUAACCUCAGAGUAAUAUUGAUGAGCUGUUCUUUUUUUGUUGCGUUUCCAUCGAGUUUCCUGAAGGAUGAAAUGUGUUUUUAUCCUGAUAAGACUCAUGGUUAGAUGUUAGAUUGUGCUCAUGCCGCACCGCUCUGCACCGUCUUCUUAAAGAAGAUCUCUUCCGCACAAACAUUGAAAUGACUUUAUUGGUCUUGCAGCUGUCUGAAUCGAGAUAAAUAUACUUCCUGCUCUGUUUUCAUACUUACCUACAAAUAUCUGAUGGUAUAGACUCUAAGAAAGCCAUUUCCAGAGAAUGAAAGAGUUAUUUUCCUCCAGCCACUUUGAACUGAUUUAUUUUCCUCCUCGUCUAAAAUACCUUUUUCCUUCAGUAAAACGUUCCUUUUAAAACUGUUUCAUGGUUAUGGAUUGAUUUUACAAACAAGAACACAAUAAAGAAAGAAAGACUGCUGUCAGAGGAGACAGAGGAGAAUAAUUAUACCUCUGCAUGGCACUGAAUUCAGAUUAGUUUUUUUAUUUGUAUAAGAGGAGCCUCUCUUGAACCUCUGAGAGUCAUGCUCCAGCCGCAUUAAAUCCACAUUAUUAUUUAAGUUCAAUUGCCUCCGUCAGCUGGUGUCAUCUCUCGACGGUUUGCAGGUUUAUUGAGCCACUUAAGAAGUGUUUUUUUCAGAGCCGUGAGUCUCUCAUGAUCUCGAGUGUUAAAGAAAAUCUAUCGAGGCUUCAGCAGCAGAAUCUACUUCAAAAAAAGAGACAAAGAAAAAAUGUCUGGAGGAGGAUUUAGAGUCUAGAGGUACAAGCUCGACAGUUGUAGUCUAAGUCCAAAAAGAGAUCUGAAAUACUUUGAAGAUAAGUUCAGACAGCAGGAACAAAGAUGCAGGGUUCAGGGAGAGGAGUUUUCACCAUUCAUCCAUUUAUAAUUGAUUUCUUUUAAGCAUUAGGAAAGCAGUAAAAAGAGAACAUGGAGGCAGAUGGCAUUUCAAGGAUGAAUUCCUCUUUGUGAAAUAUCAGCUACACAAAAAGCAAGGUUGUUAAAUUUAUGUGUUUUUGGUUUGUUUGUUUGUUGGAAGUCCUUUUCAGUUUGUCUUUACUGUUGGAGUUCCCCGGAUCAGCACUCUUCCGUUUAACACAUCUCCUGCACAUCUCCUGGGUAUGGUAGGGCUGGGCUAUAAACCGAAAAUUUACCAAUACUGAAAUUUACAAUAACAACCAGCAUUUCGCCCAUAUUGGUAUAUUCGGUGUCAAAAAAAAUUAAUAAAUAAAAGUUGGUUUUGGAUGUGUGUAGGUAGGCUGUGAUCUCAUGUCCUUUUAAGAUGCUGUCCUAUGUUGGAGAUGUGACUCCACCCCAUUUAGUCCGUAACAAAGAGGGAAAGACAGGUGAGGAGAUGGAGGACAGUUCAAAAAAUGGCUGAAGUAGACGAAGUUAAUGUGGGAGGGGGUGAGCAGCUUGUGGAGUAGUUAUCGUCCAUCUAUCGUUAUCUAGGUGAACUGCUCAAUAUAUCGUGGUAUUGAUUUGAGGCUAUAUCGCCCAGCCCUAGGGUACGGUGCAAAUCACAUGAAAAUAUAUACAUGUAAAAUCAGUCUCACAAAAAACAGCCCAAACGUUGUUCUUACUGUUUUAAUUUUGACAUCAUGAUCAACAGAAGAUAAAAAAGGUUCAGCUCAAAAGUGUCCUAAUUUUUGUGCAUAAAUGGAUCUUUAUGUUGGAAAGUUUUGGGAUUUAUAUAUAUUCACAUAUAUGCUUCUGCAGGUAACGUGACGGCGCUGUGUUGGGACCCAUCCCAGAGGGUUCUCUUCUCCGGCAGUUCCGAUCACUCCAUCAUCAUGUGGGACAUCGGGGGACGCAAAGGCACCGCCAUAGAACUGCAGGGACACAAGUAAAAACCCAACCUGCUUACUGACGUUUACUGAUAUCACACCUGUUACGCAGAGACACCAUUCAGUCCAGAGUCCUUCACAAAAGAUCAGACAGGCAGGAAAUCAGAAGAGAAACCAGCAUUAAUAGAUCAGUAGAGUCUCUUGCCUUUUCAUGAUAUUUGCUGAAAAUUUGUAUCGUUUCUAUUUUGUCAUUUUAGUGAAGAUUCACUCACUCUGUUGCAAACCCUCUCAAAGAACAAUGAAGUAUUUGUGGGAUGUCUGUUUCAAAUAUGGACCCCGUUAGACAAAUGUGAAGGCAGACUUGAACACCAGGGCGGUUAUUUAGAUAAUCAAGAACAGCUUUAUGUGAAAUCUGAGAAAACAAUGCCUGUAAACCAGGAUUAGCUACAUUUAGCACUUCAGACUCAAGCUGCAUGCAGCAGAUUUAGUGGAGCAGAAACUCUGAAUUCAUUAGUUAUUGUCAAAGAAAGACUUUUUUGAAACUUUAAAAUAGGUCCAGGAGCUUUAGGAACCCUGGGUGAUUGUGAGACCACAAGAAAAAAAAGCAGAUCUGACAGAAAAGCUAGUGGAAAGCAGCGCUGGAUUCAGACUCAGGCAUAUGCAGUCAAUGCGAGCAUGAAGGAUUCAGCAGUCUGGUUUUAAAGGCUGUUAUCAGUUGUCAGUGCUGGUAGUUGCAGUCUGCUGGUGAUGCUCAGGGUAGCACUGCAGUCCAUUAGCACUCCAGAGCUGAUGUUUCCACAGGGAGCACCUUGGGCCAUCUCCUAGAAGCACUCCCCCACCCCUUCUCCUCAGCUAAAGAUACAAAAUAUAUGCACCGAGUCUGUUUUCUGAUGGAGCCCACACAUCAAGCUAAAAAGAAAACACUGACCUGGUCUAUUGAUCAAUUUUUUUUUAAAGGGAGUUCAACUUUAAAGGAUGAUGGUUUUUGUUUGUGUGUCUCUCUAUAGUGAGAAAGUCCAGGGCUUGUGUUACGCCUCACACACCCGUCAGCUCAUCUCCUGCAGCUCAGAUGGAGGCAUCGUCAUCUGGAACAUGGAUGUAACCCGGCAAGAGGUGAGACAGGGAGGAGGAGGACAGCAGACGGAGGGCGGGGGACAUGAACCUUAGACGCACAGUUGCAGACUUAUAACUGUUGCGACAUGUGAGGAGAAGCCGUGCAUGUGUAGAUACUGUGAAACAGAUCGGUGUGGCGGUUUAAGAAGUGCUGUUUGCUUCACCUCCUACUCCAGAACAAAUUCACUCGAGAGAUCAGUGAGAGUUCCCCAGAUUAGCAGAACAUUCAUUGAUUUUUCUAUCUUAGAAAUACACACACAAAGUUUAUCUGCAGCUUCCUCUCUUAUCCCUCUGUGUCCCGCCUGUCUCCUCAGUUAGCCAAGGUCUGAUUUGGUCUUUACCCACAGACACUGUUCAUCCACCUGAGGGCCAAUCUGAGAGGUGUAAAAUUCUGCUUCAUUUCACUCAAGUAAACAAUAAGACGGAAAAUGCAAUCUAUUCUGCGAAGUCGUUUUUCCGUAAGGAGCAUCUGUGUAAAUUAAACCAAAAUGCAGCACAUUGGACUGUAUUUGGUUUGGAAAAACUCAGUCAGCUUCGUCUGCUGCUGCCAUGGGACAGACAUUUUUCUCGUUCCAUCAAAGCAGCUGUGAUAUGUUUACUCAGAAGUGUAGCAAGUCCCUUAAAAUUAGAAUUACUAUUCUUGAUACCUAUUAGCAGGAUAAAAGCCCACUAGCUGACUGAUCAAGAUGACAUAAGGCUACAUGAUAAAAACCAACAGGCAAAGGUAAAUAAAGCAUUAUCAAAAAAGCAAACCUUGUGAAAGAGAGCUCCUUUAAGAGGUCUAAGAGGUGAUGUUUUAGAUGUUUCUGUGUUUAUAGAGGGUGUCAUAUAUUGAAAAAGAAAAUGUAAAUAAAGGAAAUGUGAAAUUUUUUACUGUGUUUGCUCAGACUCCAGAGUGGUUGGACAGCGACUCCUGUCAGAAGUGUGAGCAGCCAUUUUUCUGGAACUUCAAACAGAUGUGGGACAGCAAGAAGAUCGGUCUACGACAGGUACUGAAGAGAUCUCAUUCCUGAUGUUCGAUUUUACUUCCUUUGAAAAGUGAGUUUAUCAGAAAUAUCCCAAAUAAAUGUUUAGAUUUGACAUCAGAGCUGUAGCAUCAGUGUAUCGCUUAUGAAAUCUUGGGAAAUAACUUCAGAGGAAACAAACACAGGGCUCUUCAGUCCUGCUGCGUUAGAGGCCAACAAACUGUUUUGUUGUCUUUUUCUGAGGAACAGCUUCAUGUCGGCUUUAUUAAACCAACUCAAGAUUGGACAAGAAUGAAAAUAACAAACAAAAAAGCAUCAUAGAACAGAAAAAAACAGUCAUGUUGGAUCAUUAAAAGGGUGAUUUCACAUGUCUGGGGUUUGUGGGGUGAUUUCUGGCACUAAAUUUGACAAUUACUUCUAUUGAACAUUGAAAAAUCUUGAUUUUUUCUUUCCUGUCUGACUUCAGAUUAUCAGUUAAUACAAAAAUCAUCAGAAAUCACAUUUAAAAAGUUUUCUUUCACAUGAUGAAUUCAUCUGACUGCAGCCAAUCUUUGAGCAGACGCAGCAGGAGGAGGUUUUGUUGUUGGACCAUUUCAGUAGAAAGACAACAGAUAAUUCCUCAGAUGAUCACAGUCAGAUGUUAAAUGUCUACAGAGUUCAACAAAAAACAGAUGACAACUUGAAAAACAUGAACUCAUUGUCUGUGAACGGGCACACUGAUCUGUUUGCUUUAAAAUGUUGAGAGUAUUUUAAGAUUGGAUAAACAAAAUUGUUAGUAUAACAGAGUAGGGGGUCACUCUGGAGAAGAGAAAAUGAGAUUUAGGAUUUAAGUCAAAUAUUUGCAAGACUCAAGUUUUUAUUAGUUUUCAUUUUAGUAAAGUGGUCAUGAUCUAACAAGAUUAAAGUUACAAAAAAAAACUCAUAAUUUUAGUUUUUGGUUUGCCUGCAUUUUAUUUUGAAAGGCAAGUCAGACAGGCAGAAACUUCGCUUUGGCACCUGUACGUUAUUUUCACCUGCAUGUAAAUAAUCGAUUGUAGUAACUUCUACCUCACAAGACUUGUAAGAUUCUUACAAGAUUACAACAAUUCUCGUCCAGUUAUUACUCUAAAAUGUACAACUUUGACCUCUUAAAUUCACAAAUUUACAACUUUAAUUUCAUGUUUUCCUAAUUUUGCUCUCAUAAAUUUACAAGUUUCUCUCAUAUAUUUAUAACUUUACUCUCUUUUGAGUCUUACCAAGUAAUUUACAGCCUGAUUCUUGAAAUGUUAGAUUUUAUUUUUUAUCCUCAAUGCCGCCGUAAUCCUCUAUAGUUUGUUAGAUACAGAUUUACAGAAGAGUUUAGUAGGUUCAAGACAAAGUUUCUCAAAAAUCUAAAAUUUGAAUGAUUUGAAGAAGGUUCAGUUUUUUGCUUCAGGGAGCAGGAGCAUUGGUCCUUAAUUUGAGUUUAUAAUGUUUGACUUUGUAUUUGACUCGGUAUGUCAUAGCUGAGAGUGGAGACCUGCAGAACAGUCAUUUUGUUCCUUCCCUGCUCCAGUAAAGAAGCCCUGACCGGCACUUUUCUCGAACUCUGCUCCUCCUGCUCUGAAAUGACAUUUCUGCAAAUCAAAGCUGACAUGCUGAAGUCCUCCUCUGUUCCUCAGCACCACUGCAGGAAGUGCGGCCAGGCAGUUUGUGGCAAGUGUUCCUCCAAACGCUCCACCAUCCCCCUCAUGGGCUUCGAGUUCGAGGUGCGCGUGUGUGACAGCUGCCACGAGUCCAUCACCGACGAGGAGUGAGUAACAAUCAGCCUCUGUUUGCGGUCGUGUACUGACUCUUUGUGCUUACGGCUCAUCAGCGCUCUCUCACAGUCAAAUAACGCACGUUCCCUUUGUGUCCCCUAGCCGAGCGCCCACAGCCACCUUCCACGACAGCAAGCACAGCGUUGUUUACAUGCACUAUGAACCAACUACGGGGAAUCUGCUCACCUCUGGCACCGACAAAGUGAUCAAGGUCUGAAUAGAAACAAACACGAUCUGAUGAAUUAAUCCUCAACAGCCAGUUUUUAGUUACUGCUCUUUUUUUUGUUCUGAUUCAGGAUGUUUUGGGCAGCUUGGGGCCCAAACUGACUCUUUUUGUUUAAAAUGGUUACAUGUCUUCAGUUUCACUAUCUAAUCUCCUUGGCUGCAGAAUUUAGACUUUAAUCUGAGACGGCAGUGAUUUGUCUUAACAAGCAUUAGACAUCAAAGUGACCGUGUUUUUUUCUCUCCACCUGCAGCUCUGGGACAUGACUCCUGUGGUGUCCUGAGGUCGGUGUGUAACCGGUGGUUGGCAGAAAGCUCUGUUCACCAAACUGUGAUCGGUUUUCAAGGCAGCAGCCACACUUGGAAUCAAAGAGGGAAACAUAUCCGACAGUAUCAGUGUCAUCUGGAUAAUAUUUAAAUGUUAUUCAACAACAAGCAGCGGCUGUCAGGCGUUCACAGUGAGGACACUGCAGGCCAGUGAAGCCUGGGAAGAGGACAGACCUGUGUGAACACGAGGUUACAGACGGUUGUGAGUGUUAGUUUGUGUCGAAGGCUGCUGUUUAGUUGAGGAUCUCGGUGUGUAUUUGUGCGUGUGUGUCCUUUACAUGAGUGUUAGGGAGGGGUUUGACACACUUUAUUUUCUUAAUUCUCAUGCAUUCCUGUUCAUUUCAUACUGGAAAACCAUAGAAAGUGGAACAUUUCUGCACUGCGUCAGCCGGUACCAUUAAACCAAAACUUUACUUAUUGUAGAUGUGAAGCAAAUCAUGAAACUUGACCCAGUACUCACAAACUCACAUGUUGUAACUUAAGGUUCUCCACAAGGGAAAGAGUUUGGUACAGCUUUACUCCUGAAAACCUGCGCCACCUACAGGCAAAAGAAAGCAAGAGCAGCAGCAGCAGCAUUUAAGACAUAAACAUGUUUAAUUUGUCCCCUUCAGGCAAAGAAAUACUGAUUUGUGCUGCAAUGUUGAGAUACUAUGACACCAAAAGCUGAAAAAGAUCUAACAUAACAGCCCCUCAAAAGUGAAACCAUAAUAUUUAGUUCUCCCAACUUACAAGCUACAGUAUAGGCCAUAAAGCUCGCCUCCUCCAUGUUAGCAGAUGGGACAUGAAUCAAAGUAAAAAAUUAAGAUAAAUAUCUAAUCAGUUUAUCUCAGAUAUAGUCCCUGUCUUUACAGUUAGUUAUCAUGCUGAUUUAUAUGCAAGCAUCUGUUUCAGUAAGGAGUCCAGUCCUAAAGGUACAGUGUGUGGUAUUUGGCAGCAUUUAGCAGAAUGGACUUUGUAUAAAUGUUAUAAAAUAUUCAUAAGUGCGUUUAAGUUACUUUACAAUCAAAGGGGUGUGUCCUCCUACACUGAGUUCUCAUCUUGCAGUUGGAAGAAGAAGAAAGUGGCUGAGGUGACUUAAUAUUUUGAUAGAGAAUCGUAUUAGGAACUUUUUGUCCUCAAAGGCUCCCUUUAGGGCAGUGGUUCUCAAGUCCAGUCCUCGAGCCCCCCCGUCCUGCAUGUUUUGGAUGUUUCCCUGCUCCAACACACCUGAUUCAAAUGAUCAGCUCGUUAUCAAGCUCUGUAAUGGCUUAAUAACGAGCUGAUCAUUUGAAUCAGGUGUGUUGGAGCAGGGAAACAUCCAAAACAUGCAGGACAGUGGGCCUCGAGGACUGGACUUGAGAACCACUGCUUUAGGGUGAGCAAGAGAGCGUUAUUAUCUGACCAUGAUAAGUAUUCCUAUUUGUUCUCUCUGUACCUUUAAUUAGUCGGUCCAUGUUAAAAAGAGGGACUGGGACAUAAUGAUUGGCAGCCAUAAUGACAUGCGGCUCCUGCUGCUGGAAAUCCUGGAAUGAUCAGAGUAGCUACACCGAGAGGAAACAUGAACACAGAAGUCAUUGAACUCUGCAUGAAUAUGAGUUUCCUCAAACUCACAAAGACCAACCAGAGGGUUCUGUGACAUUAAAUCAGUAAAUCAGUUUUUUUCCCUUCUUUUACAAUGAUGAUGAUGUAAGAAGAAAACCUCUACACAACCUCUGCUGUAGCUUUUAAAAGAAAACUUCAUUGACAUUUCAUUGCCUGCAGGUGGCAGUACUGUCAACAUCACAAAUGCUGUUACUGGCCUUGCCUGAGGAUGGUGCUCUUGAGCAUAAUUGUCAACUAGCCGCAGCUCUAAGAUGUGCACUUCUAUAACAUAACUGUUUGAUGUAUCAUCAUGUAAAGUCACUAAUGUUAUUAAAUAAGCCUUUUGGGCAGCUAAAGCUAACAUCAACCAGGAGGAAGAGAUGUUUAAAACCCACUGAAAACAUUUUACACCACGCCUGUUUUUUUCUGAAUCCAUAUCAGAGGGUUGUGAAGAGCCACAAACCUCAAUGACAGCAUGUGUCAUCAUUUCUGUCCUCACAGAGGCUGGCUCAGGUCACCCUCGGUGAAGUUGUGUGUGGAUGUUCCAGCUGCUUGAGCAAAUGAUCCCUCUCAGUCCACAGAGAGUAACAGAAAAGAUCUGAAAAUACUGUAAAAUCUAGAAUAUAAUAUAUUAAAAUAUUACAAAUUCAGGCUGUUGAGCAGAGAAACUGUCUUUGUUUUCAGCUGAAGGUUAAAGUGAAACAUUCUCAAACAUGUUAAAUGUAACAGGCUGAAAUUUAGGAGAUUGUGUUUGAAUUUAUUUAAAGGUGAAGCAAUCAAGAGUCUUUUAUUAGAUGAUGUAAAAAGAGACAGUAGAUCUAUAAAUUAACCAAUCAGACUGCUUUCUGCUCCCUGUAUAUCCUCUUAUGUUGGCUGUUUGAUGAGAUUAUUUAUUAUCAUAAGCUGUAAUGUCGCUGACAUGCAGAAACACAUAUCAUGUAUCAGAACUGAGAGGAAACGUAAUGUUUUUGAUGUUAUUUUCAUUAUCAGUUGUUUGUUUUUAAUCAUCAUUAUACUGUUUACUGACUCCUAUUGUCGAUGCACUGGAAUCAAUGAGCAAAAAAAUGUCACAAAGUUGCUGCUGUAAGAAUAUGAUUUUCUUUUUGAUGUGAUAUAGAUUGACUUGUUUGUGCUUCACUAUUAAGAUGGUAACCUGAGUGCAGUUGAAUUUUCUCUGAUGUUUUGAAGCCCACUGAGUAUUUUCCAAAGACCUUCAUUUCGGAAUCCGAUAUUUAGAGAUAAGAAAAACCGUAGAAGAGGUUGGUUUGCAUUUUUACAGUAUCUUAUAAAGGUACAUUUACAGCAGCUUUUACUCAUGAAUGUGAGUUGGAUGGUACUUCAACCUCAAAGCACCUUAUCAGUGUUUCCUGAGGUUUGAGGCUCCUGAUCUAUACCCAUGCUGCUCUUUGUGUUUAUGCUGUUUCAAAUGCAUUUUAAUAGUUUUAAGGAUCCAAAUUUUCCAAGAAAUAUUCGUGUCAGGAACAUUUAAGGGAAAGUAGUGGCUGCCUCAACAAGAAUCCAAAAACAUCCUGCUUUACAAAGCUGAUCCGUUUUUAUUUAAAGUGUGUGUGAUUUAAACUGGCCAAAGCAUUCAGAGUCAGACAGUGGAUACAGAUUUAUAAGGUACAUUUAACUUUUGUUGCAGUUAGAAUGAAUGAUGGAUUGAUUAUAUCUGAGGCCAGUGGUCUGUUUUUCUGUCGCAGGCAUUGUUGUGUUUUGAUGAGCCCAUUAAUGUAACCGCGUUUGUAUAUAUGACACAUUAAAAGACCAUGAUCACAGACUCGGUUAAGUUUGUCUGAUUAUUCUCCUUUACUUUAGACCUCUCCCUCUGUGGCAGGUGGUAUGCUGCUACAUGUUUUGUUUGACAACUGUUACCAUUCUUCUUUCACACGUACAUAGUUUUAUCCUAUUCUGUAUUUGUAAAUUAAUUGACUAGAAAUAAAGUGAAUCCAUUUGCAAAAAAAAAUUAACUCCUAUCCUUGUAGCUCAGCUGCGAUUUACAACCAUUAGUAUCUAAGUGACUUUGUGAUGGUUGGAGGUUACCUAAGGAUCGACUCAGAGUUUUCAGUGCCAUUAAAGUGGUUCACUUCUUACCAGAGGGGAUCAUCAUAGUAACUUAUGAACUUGUGUUAUCAGUUCAUAUAAAACUCCUCCCACUAACCAAUCAAAUGACCUGAUUUAUCCAGGAUCCACGUUCUCACGUUAACUCUGUCACCGUUACUGAAGCCAGAUAAGCAAAGAUACUCAGGAUAUGUUGAAUUCACUGUACAGUGCAAGCCCCUGACGUUCACAACAUAAAUACCUGAUAAUGAAAUUGAACUCACCUGCAUAAAACACACAAAAGCAAGCCAAAAAGAAAAAUGUAUAAAUAUCUUUAAUUUUAAAAUGUAUAAGCCUCCACCUCUCCCAAAACACGGACAAAAUUAAAACAUUUCACAGACAUAUGUAGAUAGAAAAACGUGUAUUUUUGUUACAAUCAUAAUGCGGGAUAACAUAAAAGCACCAUUGAUUUUCAAAUACCUCCACAUAUGCUCAAAGGAUACAGUAUUCAGUACUUAGACUAAUAAGCGAAACAAAUUUGAGUGUUUUUUAUAAGUCAAUCUGAGGGACAAAAUAAUAAAAUUUAAAAUAAAAUAAAAAACAUACAAGAUUCCUUCUUCAUAAAAUACCUCCACAUAUGCUCAAAGGAUACAGUAUUCAGUACUUAGAUUAAUAUGUUAAUUAGUGAAGCAAAUUUAGUGUUUUUUAAGUCAAUCUAAGGGACCAAAUUAAAAAAAAAAACACGAUUCCUUCAUAAAAAAUAAAAAAACUAACCACAGUUUGACAGUCUUUUACUACAUGAAGCUUGCCUUUCACAUGAAGCUUUACAUAUGCUUCUUGUUACUAGCAUUUAUUUAACAUGUAAACAUUGGUAAUGAUUUGGUGGUGUUUGGUUUUUGUUAAUAAAAUCACUAAGUUAUUAAGGUUUGAACUUGAGGGUGAGCUCCUCCAGCGCUGUGACAAGUCUCUGCUCCUCCUCCGGUGAUGACCUGGAAGACGCCAGGGGGAGGUG